UCGGAGACUCUUUGAAGAUGAGGGGAUGAAGGUGAUGACGAUGGUGGUGCUGAUGGUGAUGCAGUUCGAGCGGAGGAGAGAAGAUGAAGAUGAAGAAGCUCUCCAGGAAGCUGGCUGUAGCUGCAGCGGCGCUCUUCUGGGUCGCGGCUCUGCUCUACGUGCUUCUCCUGAAAAUCCCUGAACAUCACACCGAGAGACAGAGAGAGGUGGUGGAGAUCUCGAAUACGGAAUGGGAUGAUCUCCUGGAUGAGUUCGAAGAGAAGAACUAUCUUAACUCGUACAAGUGGAAGCCUGGCCAAGAUCCCUACAGUCUGUAUGCCUUUAAUCAGAGAGAGAGCGAAAGGAUCCCCAGCAACAGAGUACUUAAAGACACCCGCAAUCACAGGUGUGUAUCGCUGUACCAUGACACUGAACUGCCCUCCACCAGUAUCGUGAUCACGCUGCAUAACGAGGCUCGUUCCACUCUGCUGCGUACACUGAGGAGCGUGCUGAAUCGGACACCUGUGCAUCUGAUACAUGAGAUCAUCCUGGUGGACGACUUCAGUGGGGAUCCGAACGACUGCCUUCUUCUCACCAAGUUACCUAAAGUCAAGUGUCUUCGCAAUAAUCGAAGAGAAGGGUUGAUCAGGUCCAGGGUUCGAGGGGCAGAUGCUGCUGAAGCAGAGGUUCUCACCUUCCUCGACAGCCACUGUGAGGUCAACAAAGACUGGCUGCCUCCACUGCUUCAGAGGAUUAAAGAGGACUCCAGCUGUAUCGCCAGCCCAGUCAUCGACAUCAUCAACAUGGACUCCUUUGCCUACAUUGCUGCUUCCUCAAACCUUCAGGGUGGAUUUGACUGGAGCCUCCAUUUUAAGUGGGAACAGCUAUCUGCUGAGAAGAGAGCUAAGAGACUCAACCCCACAGAACCCAUUAAGACCCCUGUUCUUCCUGGAGGGCUGUUUGUCAUCAAUAAAUCCUGGUUCAACCACCUGGGGAAAUAUGACACAGCCAUGGAUAUCUGGGGGGGAGAAAACUUUGAGAUCUCGUUCAGAGCGUGGAUGUGUGGAGGAAGCCUGGAGAUCGUCCCGUGCAGCAGAGUUGGCCAUGUCUUCCGCAAGAAACACCCGUACAGCUUUCCAGACGGCAACGCCAAUACUUAUAUUAAGAACACGCUGCGUACCGCUGAGGUGUGGAUGGAUGACUUCAAAAUCUUCUACUACUCCGCUCGACCGGCCGCCCGAGGCAAGUCCUACGGAGACAUUCAUGGUAGACAGGAGCUAAGAAAAAGUCUGAACUGCAAAACGUUCCAGUGGUAUUUGGACAAGGUCUAUCCAGAGCUCAGGGUUCCUGAUAAUUCCCAUUCAAAAUCCGGAGCGAUCCAGCAAAGGCAGAACUGUCUUGAAGCUCAGCAUGCUGAAGGACAGGACACUCCGGUGCUCAUGCUCGCCCCAUGCAUUAGCAACAGAACCGCCAACCAGGAGUGGAUGUACACACAUGGACAGCAGAUUCGCCAGCAGCAGGUCUGCCUGUCCGUCUCGACCACGUUGCCAGCCUCCCAGAUCUUACUCGUACCCUGCAACAUCAGCGACAGCAAACAGGAUUCCUGGAGUGUCAGUAAGAACAGAAAUGAACAGCUGGCCACGUGCGAAAAGAGCAAGACCUUUAAAAUAACAGUGGAGAAGUGCAAUACUGAAAAACUCUUCCUGCUUUUUUUUUUUCUUCAAUUUUUGCACAUUUGUCACACGCAAUUGUUUUACAACUUCAGAUGAAGAAAACUAAAAAUUGCUUUUCUAAUUUUUUUCAUUUCAUAGUGUACAUUUGAUCCAACUCUCGCUGGCAGUAGGCCAUGAACAAAUAUUUGCCAUCUCAUGAAGGUUUUUUGGGAUAAUGUUCUAAUGAGUAUUAGAACAUGAAGAACGUUUUGGAAGAACUGUUUUGGAGUCAUGUUACACGUGUGGUAGAGCGUUUCACAGCGAAUGUGUGUGAAACAUGGUGAUGGUAGUGUGAUGGUGUGGGGAUGCAUUUGCUGAUUAAGGAGGACUUGCACUAAUUGAUGAAGCACAAGAGCAAGUCGAAUUCUGAUUGGCUUGUGAGUAUCAAAAUAAAGCUAUAGGUUUGGGCUAAUCAAAGUCUUGACAUGAAACUUAUUGAGGUGUUUACUUCUAGUUCAUGCUGAAAAAAGUAAUUCUCCAAAGUCUAGCGGGACAAUCUGAGAAUCUAAUAUAAUCUCUCUCUAUAUAUGUAUGUAUGUAUGAAUGAAUGGCAUCCCAAAAGCACCAUUCAGAAAAAUGGCUUGUACUGUUGUAUAUCACUGCACAACAUUAUACAAUAAACAGUCUGAUACGUUGAUGUA
Silurus meridionalis is the source of this 2332-nucleotide messenger RNA. RefSeq names its product UDP-N-acetyl-alpha-D-galactosamine:polypeptide N-acetylgalactosaminyltransferase 14 (GalNAc-T14) (gene galnt14). The transcript is spliced from 15 exons. The coding region runs from base 84 to 1748 and encodes 554 amino acids. Gene Ontology annotation, cellular component: Golgi apparatus. The record is from RefSeq and is a predicted model, not a curated record. Lineage: Eukaryota; Metazoa; Chordata; Actinopteri; Siluriformes; Siluridae.